AGAAGCGGCACUAGCGUGUGUACAUCCCUGUAAAGGCCUCGGCGGUGCGUCAUCGGCAUUCACUGGCGCCGCCAGCUUCUAGAUUCACAGCCCCAAGGCACAAGGCAUCUCCACCGUGUCCUUUCACAUGCUUUUGCCACAAGAGUGGUACUUGAGUUGUCUUAACCAUCCCCAUCCAACACUCUUCUGAUUCACGGCCUUGCGACAACAUGCAUCUCCUCAGCUUCCUCUACCCUGCUCUGUUGGCAGCGAGUGGCGCGGAAGCCCUUCGCUCAGACAAAGUUAAGCUGGCCAAGAUUGAAAGUCUCACACUGCGCAAAGGACAGCAGACUUCUGCACGACGCGUCGACCCUAUCCCUCAGCUGAAAUGCAUCGGUGGUUCCGCACGCGGCCUCUACGAACCUGAGAUAAUGCGCUGCAAGAACAGCGGCUCUGACUACGACGAAGACUCCAUACAAUGGACCUGCACCGCCUCGCUACCCGAAGAAUUCAAACUCGGCUCCACAGACGUCAUCUGUGAAGGUUACGAUUACCCCGAAGACCCAUACAUCUUGAAAGGAAGCUGCGGUGUAGAGUACCGCCUUGUCCUCACGGAGAAAGGCCAAGAGAAGUAUGGCAAGGGAACAGGGAGAUGGCAGGGCGACGACGACGACGACGAUCGACCUGACGGGCCGAAAACCAUGGGCGAGAAGAUCGCGGGCGGACUAUUCUGGAUGCUCUUCGGUGGUGUCGUGUUGUGGAUGAUAUACUCUGCGCUGAGGAACCGCGCACAAGGUCCGGAUGGCGGCGCAGCAGGAGGCAACAGACCUGGCUGGGGAGGUGGCGGCGGCGGUGGUGGAUGGGGAGGAGGCUACAACGACGACAACGAUGACCCGCCUCCACCAUACUACCCAAACAAUCCCAGUAACCCUAAGUCGGGCUACGGUGCGACACAACCGACACAAGGCUGGAGACCUGGCUUCUGGUCUGGUGCGGCAGGUGGCGCCGCUGCUGGAUGGGCUGCGGGCCAGUUUGGCAACAGAGGCAACCGGAACAACCAGACAGGCGGCCGGGGCGCUGGGAACGGAAGUGGCAGUCGCUGGAACAACGGCGGAGAGGGUAGCUCAAGGAGUUCAUCUGGUGAUAGUUUCUCCAGCACCAGGCAUGAGAGCACUGGGUUCGGAGGAACCUCGCGGAGGUGAUCUGUUGUUGAUAAUUUCUCUAUUGGCCUAAGAAUGAUACCCCAAUUUACGCGUUCUGGACAUAAAUCUAUUUAACUUGAGUACUUCUGGACAUGCGUGUACAAAUAUGAAUAAGAUAUGCACUGAAAACAAUG
Molecule: messenger RNA, 1315 nt
Organism: Alternaria rosae
Lineage: Eukaryota; Fungi; Ascomycota; Dothideomycetes; Pleosporales; Pleosporaceae
Exons: 2
Coding region: 210-1181 (323 amino acids)
Biological process (GO): regulation of store-operated calcium entry
Cellular component (GO): endoplasmic reticulum membrane
Source: RefSeq, a predicted model, not a curated record